CUCUUCCUGCUACAAUACAAUAUCCCUUUUUAUAUCAAAUCUCAAGCAAUGAACACUCUGUCGUACUCUGUUAGGAAAUACUCCUCUUUAAGGGACCCAACACCCACCCCUCGGGGAUUCUCUGACGCGUCUUCAGCCACACCCUGGACCCACUUCCCUUACAGGUCAGACAUCCAGGUCCACCUCAUUCCAACCCUGAAGGCAAACCGGAAAAAAAAGGGCGAAAGAACCGAUUUCCCCAAGAUUACCAUAAAAAUUAUGUGGAAAAGCACUGUUUUGGUAAGGGUACCCGCGAUACUCAGGAGGCUGGGAGAGACUAACACCAUAGGAAAAUAUCGAUGUAUAUGAUACGUGCAUGCGUUUUACAGAGUUUAUUGACAGAACCCAGCAGUUUCCCAUCCAGAUAAUCGCCAAGUUUCCCAAUUUGGGGUUCAAAUACCUCUUUGCUGAUAAAACCCUGAAGGUGACCAGAAGGUUUCAGCUUAGCUUGACGAGCCAGGAUACCUACUUCAAUAUUCUCGAAGAGCUUAGAAGACUCGGGAUACCCUUCAAGGAUGUUCCGCUUGAGCCUCAACACGAAUAUCCUUCCCAGCACGAGUAUCCCUCUCUGCAAUAUUAUCCGCACGGGCCAUACAUGACGCAAACUUUUCCGAGUCAGAAUGCGUUCCCAUAUAGUGGAAUGGUACCCAGCCAACUCUAUCAAGCCUCGCAGUCAGAUGGGGGUUUUGGUCAAGCCCACCCGAGAACCUUCAAUGAGUACCCCACACAGCCAUCGCAGAAUUUCAGCUACCAUCACUACCCAAACCUUGAGCUACUACCCUUCCCCAAACCAAACCACGUACCGUAUUCAAAGUCAAGUGGGCGUCGGUACAGCCAUGAGGAUUUAUCUCAAAGAGCACGAACCACGGAAUAUAGCCAAGCCUAUUCUGGUGAAUCUUUACAGACGACACGCGAUCGGUUUCCAAAUCUACAUAGACAUGAGAGAGAGGCAAAUGAGGGUUAUUGUAGCAAGACUGUUAAAGGAGAAGUGUCCGUAACACCGGCACCUAACCCCACUGCGGGUGGUAAGGGCAGUGUUUCAAGUGCCUCUAAAGUGGGAACCCUCCUUGGUGAUAUCCACGAAAUGGACGAAGAUGCGCUAAAACAAACCAUUGUGGCUGAUCUCCAAGAUGAAAAGUUUCUUGCUUUGUUAAGAGUGGUGGAGAGGGUGCUCUCUGCCGCCUCGGCCAGCUAGAGCUAUGUGAGCCUGCAUGUGUGCAGGUUAAAUGUACCGCUGGUUUAAACCUGUGCAGCACAUUCCGGCAUCAUGGUGUAAAUAUAUGAGAAAUAUAUAGAUAAAC
Babjeviella inositovora NRRL Y-12698 is the source of this 1340-nucleotide messenger RNA. RefSeq lists its product as uncharacterized. The record is from RefSeq and is a predicted model, not a curated record. Lineage: Eukaryota; Fungi; Ascomycota; Pichiomycetes; Serinales. Gene Ontology annotation, biological process: reciprocal meiotic recombination. Bases 356 to 1234 code for a protein of 292 amino acids. The transcript has a single exon.